UAACAUGGCUGUUGGGCGCUCUCGGUUCCACCGCCCCGGGCCUGCCCGCGCCUAGCAGCCACUUCGGGGCCUACGUCCGCCCCUCACCAAGGCCGCCCGGGAGAGCCGCCCGGGAGGCGGGGUCGGGGCCGCGGUGGGGACGCUCCGCUGCCUCUCAGCCCCGCCCGGUCGCGGGGGAGGCGAGCGAGCGCGGACCGGAAGUCGCGCCGGGUGGCGGAGCCGUUACCGCAGCGUGCCGGAAGUGGCCGUGGGCCGGCGUCCUGGCCGCGCCCGCAGUGAGCAGCGUCCCUCCGGCCGGCGACGCCAUGGAGCCCGGGGCGGCAGAGCUGUACGACCAGGCCCUGCUGGGCAUUCUGCAACACGUGGGCAACGUCCAGGACUUCCUGCGCGUGCUCUUCGGCUUCCUCUACCGCAAGACUGAUUUCUACCGCCUGCUGCGCCACCCGUCCGACCGAAUGGGCUUCCCGCCCGGUGCGGCGCAGGCCCUGGUGCUGCAGGUGUUCACAGCCUUCGAGCACAUGGCGCGCCAGGAUGACGAGAAGAGGAGGAAGGAACUGGAGGAGAAGGCCAGGAGGAAGGAGGUGGAGGAGGCCGUGGUGGCCGCAGCCGAGCGGGAGCCAGUGCCGGCCGCGGGACAGGAGGUGGAGGUCGGCCCCAGCGCAGACCCCGGGUCCCUGGGACCACCGGGCCCCCAGGAUGCCAAGGCGGCAGUGGCCCCCAGCUCGGUGGAAGCAGAGGCAGCGGGAGCAUGUGCCAGUGCCGCAGAAUCCGCGAAGGAGCCACCAGCGCUUCCUAAGAGGCAGGAGCAGUUCCAGAGAAACCCCGACAGCUACAACGGCGCUGUCCGUGAGAACUACACCUGGUCGCAGGACUACACCGACCUGGAGCUCAAGGUGCCGGUGCCCAAGCACGUGGUGAAGGGCAGGCAGGUCUCGGUGGCCCUGAGCAGCAGCUCCAUUCGGGUGGCUGUGCUGGAGGAGGGUGGGGAGCACGUCCUCAUGGAAGGGAAGUUCACCCACAAGGUCAACACCGAGAGUUCCCUCUGGAGCCUGGAGCCUGGGAAGUGUGUUCUGGUAAGUCUGAACAAGGUGGGCGAGUACUGGUGGAGCGCUGUCCUGGAGGGCGAGGAGCCCAUCGACAUCGACAAGAUCAACAAGGAGCGGUCCAUGGCCACGGUGGACGAGGAGGAGCACGCUGUGCUGGACAGGCUCACCUUCGACUACCACCAGAAGCUGCAGGGCAAGCCGCAGAGCCACGAGCUGAAAGUCCAUGAGAUGCUGAAGAAGGGGUGGGAUGCAGAAGGCUCCCCCUUCCGAGGCCAGCGGUUCGACCCAGCCAUGUUCAACAUCUCCCCGGGUGCCGUGCAGUUUUAGUGCCUGGAGGCGAGGAUACGCCUCGGCGCCCUCCUGCCAGGGACUUGCCAUCGGGUUUGCCCUUGGCAGCCUUUCUCUCAAGGGUGAACCCGCGGCACCCGGCCCUGGAUCUCCAGACUGUUCCAGAGCAGCGCGGGGCGAGCGGACCACUGGCCCCCCGCUCUCCUCUCGCUGCCGUGUGCGCUCUGCUUGCUUUCCCCGUGCUGGGGUGGGGGGCGCAGGCCGAGCCUUGACCUGCCCCUGGGCACACGUGUGCGGUCUCGCUUGGCCUUUGUGUGCGCCUGCUGCCUGCUCAGCCCCGUUGAGGAGCAGAGCGUGGGGCCCCAGUUGUCGUCUGGGGCCGUGGGGACGGAAGCCCCAGGUGCAGCAGGAGCUAUCCUCUGACAUCCUCCUGUGGGACCCAGUCCUUGUGAAAGAGCCAGCCGGGCACCCUCAGGAGACCACAGAGACCGCAGCACAGCAGCCCCUCCUCCUCCGCUGAGCUUGGGGCACUGCCGCCCUUGCUCUACCAGCCCCGUGACCAGCACCAUGGGCUCUGCUCUCAGAGCUGGGGAGAGGGACUCCUUCUGGGGGUGGUCCUUCUGGAGACCCCCCAUCCUUCACCUGAGUAGAUGGGAGCAUGUCAUAGUUAUGUGGGGGCCGAUUUCUGGCUCAGGGCGGCCAGAAGUGGGUGUGGAGCCCCCGAAUCUCCCCUGAUCGGUCCCUGCGAGGCAUCAGGUGGCUCUGGUGCCAUUGAGGGCAUCGCCAUGGGGGCCCUGAGGCUGGUCUGGGAGCUGCUGAGACUCCUCUUCAGGCCCCCUGGAUUUGCACACCUGUGUGUGGACAUGCACGUGUGAGAACUGUUGGUGAGGGUGUGACGAGGUGUCUUCUUGGGAGAUGGGGAGCCGUGAACUCCGUGGUCACUUGUCUUCCUUUGCCCGACUUUUUCAGUGUUGCGUUUCUGCCUGCCUCGCCUGUUGUGACCACAUCCCACCUCGUGUGGGAGCGGCCGAGGCGCCCGUGCAGCGGCUGAUGGUGGGCCACCCUGGCUUUUCCGCCUCGAGUCUCUCCCCCUCGCCACCGGCCUGGGCCCCGGGGUCAGUGCAGCCUGCGGGUUUUCUUUCUUUAGACGCGGCAGCCACAGACCAGCCCCUGAGAGCUCUGUCAGCUGAGGUCCGAGGAACGCUGGUGCCUGCCUCCAAAGUCCCCCUUCUUCAGUGUCGGUUUGCAAUAAAUCUGUAUUUAAACACUU
Molecule: messenger RNA, 2604 nt
Organism: Suricata suricatta (meerkat)
Lineage: Eukaryota; Metazoa; Chordata; Mammalia; Carnivora; Herpestidae
Gene: NUDCD3
Product: NudC domain containing 3
Exons: 6
Coding region: 306-1373 (355 amino acids)
Biological process (GO): protein folding
Cellular component (GO): cytoplasm
Source: RefSeq, a predicted model, not a curated record